Molecule: messenger RNA, 657 nt
Organism: Bipolaris oryzae ATCC 44560
Lineage: Eukaryota; Fungi; Ascomycota; Dothideomycetes; Pleosporales; Pleosporaceae
Exons: 1
Source: RefSeq, a predicted model, not a curated record
ACCGCAGCCAUGACUACCUCCAUGUCUACUACCUCAGCGCCAAGCACAACCUAUACCUAUUCCUACACCACAUUCACCAAUGCGUCACCCGAGCCCUUCACAACACCAACGGCCAUACCCUCAAUGUUCCCAUGGGGCGGUCUGCCAUCCAGCGCCUGCCCCGUCCCAUCCAACGCCCCCUCGUCCAAUCCCGACGUGCCCUACGUCCGCCCCGACGGCAAACUCGGCAGCUGCGUAAUCAGCAACGUGGAAUCCGUCAACGACCACUCCUUCUGGGACAUGUACGACUGCUGCAAGACGGGCAAGAUGACCGCUACCGGCGCCACCUUACCCUGCACCUCUAUCUGCUAUGCAAGCGAACAGCGCAGUUUCCUGGAGAUUGGAGAGUGUCUGAGUAAGAGGAACAAGAUUGUUGUGUGCAGUUCGCCCGAGGAUCAGAGAGGCGAGCCCAAGAGUGAGAGUUCGGGAGCGAGUCAGAGUAGAAGUAGUGCGAGCGCUACCAAGGCGGAUACGACGCUUGUCAGUGCAAGACCUACGGCGACGACGGCUCAGAGCGCGGCGAAUGCGGUUGCGGGUGGGCAGGGUGCGGCGUCCAAGGCUGGGUUGGUGGUGUUUGGCUUCAUGGCAUUGUCGUCUGCUGUGGGCAUGCUGCUGUAA